AGCCAGCUGAGCCAGCAAACAGCAAAUAUGGCCACGACCAUGCUUCACAAACACAGAGUUUCUGUGUUGUUUUCGUUCGGUAGAUCUUUGUUCGUGAGGCUAAAUGUUUUGCAGGGUGAAUUUGGUCUACAUCAAAAAUGCAGUGGUUAUUCUCGCCCCAUCAACACUCUGUCAGCUUCUGAGGCGAUAGCAGAAAUUAAAAAUAUGCCUGAUGAGUCAAGACCAAUGCCUGCGAAGAAGCCAAUCAGCAAGGCAAUGAAAGCGUACUUGCUCCAAGCUAAAAACUAUGAUGAAUUCAUGAAGAAGCAGAACACUGAAUUUCAAAUUGGCAGGCGACAUUUGGCAAACAUUAUGAGCAUGGAUGCUGAUACAAUGUCACAAGAGGACAUUGAUCAAGCAAUUGAGUUUCUGUUUCCUUCUGGAUUGUAUGAGCCCCGUGCAAGACCUAUGAUGAAGUCGCCAGAACUGAUUUUCCCACCUAAAAAAGCAGCCGAGUUUGAUGAGUCUGGUCGUCCGUAUCAUUCACUUUUUUACACAAUGAAUCCAAAUUUUUACGGACUUCUUCAGGACGCGGUGACGGAAUACAUCGGCCUAAACAAAGAGGAGGAUAACAUGAUCAGGAAAAGAAUUUCCUUUAGUAGUGACAUGAAAAUCAUACUCAGUGGAAGUGACUGGCUGUCACAAGAGAAAUUAUCGAAUCUGCUCAUUGAACAGAUUGAUGACGCUCAGUACGAGCAGUUUAAAAACGUCAUGUUGAGGCUGGCUGAGCACCCACUCUCCAACAAGGUGAAAGAUUUCAUUAUGAAGUACAGGUAUUCACUUGUCAAUGAAGCUGCUUUGGCUGAAAUCCCAAAGCCUUCUUAUGAGAAAGAUGGAAGGGCCUACGUAACUUUCAAAGGUGCGCGGAGGAAAAACGCUUACGCAGAUGUCACUGUGCACAUGCCUGGCACAGGGAAGUUUUUGAUCAAUGACUGUGACAUUGAGUACUUUCAAGAUAUCCAAAGCCGGGAACAAAUUACCUUCCCGCUCAUUUUCACUGCUUUGUUGGGCAAGGUCGAUGUGACUGCCACAGCAAUUCAAGGUGGAACCACUGGUCAAUCGGGAGCAGUCCGAUACGGUCUUGCAAUGGCCCUUCGUAGCUUUGUUGACGACAAAAUGGUUGAAAGAAUGAGACUAGCUGGACUGCUACAAGUGGACUGGCGAACAAGGGAACGGAAGAAGCCGGGCCAGCCAGGUGCUAGACGUAAACCAACAUGGAAGGCUCGUUAAUGGCUUAUGAUCCAAACCUUGAUGAAUUGGGAGCAUUUGAUAGUUUCACAAGCUAAAAGACAUUGUCGAAAAGUCGUAUUUGUCUAAAUUUAAACCAACUUUAACUGAAAUCAGCUUUCCUUGGCUAAUUUAUAGGCAGAAGUAAUUUGUUGAAUUAAAAUUCAACUCUAUAAGACCAUGCGUAACUUUGAGAGAAAAACGCCUUGGUAGAAAAUAACAAAUUUUCAUAUAAAUUUCCUGAAAGCACUGAAUAGAGCUUCAAAAACUAUUUGUGCCCCCUUAAUUUAGUCAUGUUUAGGUAUUAGACCCUGAUGAUUCUCCUCAUAUUUUGAUGCAAAAAUUUCCCUUUCAUAUAUAUAUAAACGAAAAGAAAGUAAAUUUUAUCGCAGGAAUAUUUGGUUUUAAAUCAAUGGUUAAAAAAUUUUUUUCCAGUAGUAUUUUAUUGUUUUUAACAAAGGGUUGAAACAUCACAAUUAUAUUUGUACAUGGCACCAGAAAAGCGAUUACUAAGACUUAACUAACACUAAUAAAAUAAUAUCAGUUAUAUAUUUGUGGAGUA
Molecule: messenger RNA, 1828 nt
Organism: Cloeon dipterum
Lineage: Eukaryota; Metazoa; Arthropoda; Insecta; Ephemeroptera; Baetidae
Gene: mRpS9
Product: mitochondrial ribosomal protein S9
Exons: 11
Coding region: 28-1269 (413 amino acids)
Biological process (GO): translation
Cellular component (GO): mitochondrial small ribosomal subunit; ribosome
Molecular function (GO): RNA binding; structural constituent of ribosome
Source: RefSeq, a predicted model, not a curated record